AUUUGUGCGAUCUCCAGUGUCUCCAUGCACUAUUGAGAGACAUGGUGAAGAACGUUCGAACUUUUGUUGAUCUCCAGUUAAGUGAAAGAUUAUGUUGACGAGAUGACAACGAAAGUUAUAUACUUCACAGUAGGUGAACGGGGAGAGAGAGCGGAGUUUAAUGAUGAUUCUCCAGCUGACGAUGUCAAAGAUACGUUUCGCGCCGCAGCAGAAGCAGGCCCCAACGACAUACUCAAGCUAUACAACGCCAAAGGAAACAUUGUCAACAUAUCACCAAAGCUGGACCCCAACCCUCCGGACCAACCCUACAAGUUAGAGGUGGUUGCUACGCAAUGUACAGGGAAUAUAGGAACUCAUCUCGGAUUUGACAUUGAUGGACUGGAAAGCAGGCUCCAGCACUUGGAGAAGAAGAUGAUGUUGGAUGGGGGUGAGACGCCGUCGGUAGUCUACGACGUCCGCAACAAAGUCGAGCAGUUCCGCGAAAAACUUGAAAAUGUCGAACAUUUGUCUUGGCUGGGAUUGUUCAAGGAUAUAUCGUCCGGAACAUCGCUGGAUCCAUUCUGGAAUCGGCAAAACACGCAUCGCAAAAGCGCCGAGCACAAUCGACGGGUCUUCGAAAAGUACCUCAAAAUCACGAACAUACAGGUAACGGAUGAGGUGAAGAUGUAUCUGCGUAAGCCGACCUUCGACAACUGGCAGUGGGAGGAUGCUGAGAUGCUGGUGCUGCUACAGCAGAUGUACAUCGACCUUGACUUCACCACCAAGUUCAACAUAGAG
Priapulus caudatus is the source of this 777-nucleotide messenger RNA. RefSeq names its product high affinity cGMP-specific 3',5'-cyclic phosphodiesterase 9A-like. The record is from RefSeq and is a predicted model, not a curated record. Gene Ontology annotation, molecular function: 3',5'-cyclic-GMP phosphodiesterase activity. NCBI's taxonomy places the organism in Eukaryota, Metazoa, Priapulida, Priapulimorpha, Priapulimorphida, Priapulidae. Gene Ontology annotation, biological process: cGMP catabolic process.